GCGACCUAGUCCGAUUUUCACAAACGGGAGAACAAAUACGAAGAGACAAACAUAUAAUUUAUUCGAGACUCGCGGAAUCGAUGCGUCUGCUAGUCUCCCGUUUAUUCGCUGUUUCGUAUUUUUAAACCAUUUUUAUCAUUUCAAUUUUCUCGUAUCAUGUCGACAAACGCUCUCCGAUCGCAAUAUCUUAAUGAAUUAAAAAAUAUCAGAAAACAAUGCAUGUCUGCAAAUAAAGAAAAUAUGCAAGUGCAAAAAGGUAACAGUCAUGCCAAAGAUAAAAAUAACCGUAAACAUAAAGGAUUAUCAUUAAAAGUGAAAAAUUCUCUGCCAAAUUCUACAACACAAAUGCAAAAAUCUUUUUUGGGUGAAACCAAAUUUAAAAUUCAUUACGAUAAUGAGGAACAUUCCAGAUCACGCCCGCGUGUGCGAAAAGACACAUCCCAUACGACUAAUUCGUACAGAACACGUUCUUCAAGCAACUCUCAAAAUAGAAUUCCUUCAGACAAGGAAAACAAUAUGAACAACAAAUUACUUCAGAGAUCUCGUUCUGAAAGUAGAAACAUUCCGCCGCAGAAUGCACAAUGCGUUAGAAGAGCAUCGUCACACGCACAUAUUCCGAAAACCAAUUGUCUUUCAGCUGAAGUUAAAAGGCGAACAUUUACAAGCAUUGAGAUGUGGAAAGACAAAAUGAGGAAGCCAUCCACUGGUACCGUGCCUAAAAACUUGGCGGGCAAAUAUCCUAAUAUAAACAUAGAUAAAGUCCAUACUAAAAUCAAGCAACGAAAAAAUUCUAUCACUGAAUCUAUCAAAGCUCUGUCUCAAAGAACAUCGAGUCUUCAAUCCGAGAUAGAUCGGCUAAAGCAAAAUCAUAAUAUCAAGGACUCGACAUUUUCUUUGAAGACUGUAACCAAGUUUUUAUCAAGCGAAGGUUUAUCAAAUGUGCAAGAUAAAAAUUUAUUAAAUGCACGAAUUAAUUUUAAUACAAGCACAAACAAUAUUGUUAAAACUGAUAAACAAAAUUAUCAAUUGAAUAUUGUAUUUGGAGCAAACGUUUCUGUGAAUUCCAUAACACCUCUAGAUAGUUCUUUGGUUCCACCAAUAACUCCGACAAAAGUUCGUUACUUAAAACGUGAGGAGGCGCAUAAUAGUGCGAAAUUAUUGGUCAAAAAAGAAGUUCCCGAAGAUAUUUAUCCGUAUGAGUAUGACUAUUUGGAAGAUGUGCCACAAAUGGAACGCGAAAGGGAGGACAAUGCUCCCAAAUUGUCUUUUCGUUUUUUGAAGCAAAGCGUAAACGCAGAUCAAAGAAGAAUCAUCGUAGGAUAUUUGAUUCGUCUUGGAGUACACUGUCAGUACUCGUCGAAUAUUAUUUAUCAAACUGUCAAGCUAUUCGAUAUCACUAUUGACAGAAUUUUGAUAGAGACAGAUAACAUUCAGUUAAUGGCUUUAGCAUGUCUGUGGAUAACUCUCAAGCGAGAAUUAACUAGUUAUAAAAUACCAUCGGCGACUACGGUAGUGAAAAUGGCGAAGGAUUUAUAUACAGACCAGGAGAAAAAUUUAUUAAACUAUGAGAAAAAGAUUAUUUUAGCUGUCAAAUUCAAUUUUAGAUUCGCCGAUCCCUACUCAUUGCUUUUCUAUUAUAUAGUAGAUGUGACACAAGAUAAGAAGUGUAAUAUUAAUUCAAGAAAUAUUCCACGCAUUUACUUUUGCGGUAGUUACUUGCUGGAUGUAUCUAUGUUAGAUGAAAAUUUGUGUGAUCGAUCAGUAUGUGUUCUGGCCAUUGCUGCGGCUGAAUUAUCGCUUUACGCUGUUUAUUCUGAUAAUAUUGUAUCUGAUAAUAUAUAUAAAUGGUGCAAAUUAUGGAGACAAAAGUAUUCGCUCACAGAAUGUGAAGAGAUGGCAAUGAGUUUUACAAAACAGAUUAUAAUACGUCAGGCUGUGGAAUCUGAUAAAUUUGGAUCAAAUAUUGUCUACAAAAAAUAUUUGCGUAGUAAGCACGGAAGAGUUUCCACUUUUCUUCUUGAUAAAAUGAGAAAAGCUUUUAUAUCUAGAGACACUAUUAAAUUAUAAUACAAGCAAUUUUUUUUAAAAGAUUAUUAGAUAAGAGAUAAAGAGAUAUUAAAUAUUAAAUUGUAUAAAUAUUGAUUUG
Molecule: messenger RNA, 2146 nt
Organism: Cataglyphis hispanica
Lineage: Eukaryota; Metazoa; Arthropoda; Insecta; Hymenoptera; Formicidae
Exons: 11
Coding region: 157-2067 (636 amino acids)
Source: RefSeq, a predicted model, not a curated record